AUGUCCUCUGGUCUUAUGUUGACUACUUUUUGGGUUUAAUUUCUUUCUAAGAUUGUACAUUGUUCAUCCGUCCACAGGAUGUCGCUAUUCUAACUCAGAAUCUUAAGUUUUUCUUUGGUAUUGCUGUUUGCGCUCGGCUUCCCCUAGUGGCGACUUGCUGUAAGCAGCAGGCAGAAAGAACUUUUUAUUUCAGUUGGAAAAGAGGCCUUGAGGUGUUAAGACGUUACACACCUCCUCUGCACCAUACAUCGUUGGGAACCCUUGACAAAACAAAAUCUGUAAGUUUGUACGUUUUAACAAUGGGUUAGAUGUAAUUUUGAUGUGUCUAUUCUGUUAUUUUGUUGUUAUUUAUGUAUGUUUCAGUUUUACCAGCCACACACACACACGCGCACACGUUCACGCGAAGAAAUAAAUGAGAGGAAGGAGUUUGGGCCUCCAUUUUUCUUUGUCGGUUUAGCUCGCUGCCAAAGUCGAGUAGCCAUACGCUCGGCUGAGGGCAGAAGAGUAAAAAGAUUUUCAACACAUCAAGCACCCAAGAUGUCUCAGCAAGAAGUUUCACCACCUAUCAGCCAAGUGGUCACCAGGUCGGAGGCCAGUCAUUCUCAUUCUUCACGCCGGUCCAGAACGAGUCAAGCUGCUGCACAAGCACGAGCAGACGCCGAAGCUGCCUACGUCAGAGCACGGUACGCCAAACGCCAAAUCGACAUGGAGGUCGAGAAGGCACGCAUCGAGGCAACACUACACGCUCUGAAGACGGAAGGUGAAGCAGAAGCAGCGCUCGCCGCAGCUAAAGUUUGGGAGGCGACUUUCGAAGAAGAGGAGCGCGCCAAAGUCGACCUCAGCGAGCAAGGGGUAUUUUCCAAGACACCCCCCUCCAUCAGGCGUGCACAAGAGUAUGUGCAUGCUCACUUUGACGACCAGCGUGUGCAAGCAGAUGGCACACAAACGCCAAACACUGAGCACCUGGUUAGGCACAAUGACUCUCAACAACCAGAAAAUAGCCCAAAAUCAGCUGGUGCUUUUCCACAUGUGCGUCACAUCGACAUCGCUGACGAAGAGCAUCUCCAAUCUCAUCGUGCGAGAACGGACAUCUCACACCAGCCUACACCUUCAGCAACCCCACAAAGUGAACUGUCCAAUUUAGCAGCCUAUCUAGCACGGCGUGAUCUGCUGACAUCGGGGUUCAAGGUUUUCGACAACCGGCCAGAGUCCUACCUGUCCUGGAAGUCCAUGUUCUGCAACGCGACGGAAGGCCUCAAUCUCAAGCCCAGCGAAGAGCUCGACCUUCUCACCAAGUGGCUCGGCGGGGAGUCUCUUCAACACGCUCAGAGGAUCAGGGCGGUCCACGUGAGUAAUCCACAGGCAGGUCUCCAACGUCUGUGGCAGCGGCUAGACAAGACUUAUGGCUCUCCAGAGGUAAUUGAAUCCUCACUCUUCCAACGGUUGCAGACUUUUCCAAGAAUCUCCAACAAAGACACUCACUUACUGCAGGAGCUUGCUGAUCUUCUGUUAGAGCUAUCGUAUGCCAAAAGUGAAAGUUAUUUGCCGGGUCUUAGCUUUCUCGACACACCAAGGGGCAUAAACCCGAUAGUUGAAAAACUCCCAUAUGGACUCCAGGAGUCAUGGGUUACACAAGGUACCAAAUACAAAAGGGAAAACGGUGCAGUCUAUCCACCUUUUUCGUAUUUUGUGCGGUUCGUAAAUGACUACGCUGAAAUGAGAACAGACCCUAGCUUUAUGUUACAGUGUUCAAACGUAAUAAAUCCAAGGGUUGAUAAGACAUCAGUAAGACGAGACAAAUACAGAGUUCCAUUGGCGGUGAAUAAAAUAGAGAUCAGUCCGGCUAAAUUGACAGCACUCGAUCCAGACAAACGAUGUCCUAUCCACCAAAAACCACAUUCACUCGUCAAAUGCAGGGGGUUUAGAAUGAAAACACUAGACGAAAGAAAGAACAUUCUCAAAGAGCACGCCAUUUGUUUUAAAUGUUGUGCGUCCACAAAUCACAGGGCUCGAGACUGUAAAGCUAUUAUCCAAUGCUCAGAAUGUGAUAGCGAUGCUCAUGUGUCUGCCAUGCAUGUCGGUCCACCUCCAUGGACACCUCAAGACUUUAAUCCCCCAACCCAGAGUCACGGCGGGGAGUCUGAGGGCCCAAAUCCUGUGAACACAGCCAGUUGCACAGAAGUAUGUGGGCAAGGCGUAAAAGGAAAAUCAUGCUCAAAGAUCUGUUUAGUUAAUGUAUAUCGCCGAACUUCUCCAGAAAAGAAAAAGAGGGUAUAUGCCAUGUUGGAUGAUCAGAGCAAUUCAUCCUUAGCCAGAUCUGCGUUUUUUGACAUGUUUAAUGUGCAAGGUACCAUAUUCCCAUACACCAUGAGAACAUGUGCAGGUUUAUCAGAGACACAAGGUCGUAAAGCUGAUGGCUUUGUUGUAGAAGAUGUAGAUGGUAAGGUCUCCAUGAUGCUGCCUACAAUAACAGAAUGUGAUCAGAUUCCAGAUAAUAGAGACGAAAUUCCCAGCCCUGAGGUAGCAGCAGCUCACCCUCAUUUGCGAUCAAUCGCUUCACAGAUUCCUCCUCUCGACCCAUCGGCAGACAUUCUUCUGCUCCUGGGAAGGGACAUCAUUCAGGCUCAUAAAGUUCGUGGUCAGGAGCCUUUCCAACCGAAGAUCGUGCUGUAGGCAUGCAAGGUCUUGACAUUGGGCAGACUACCCCACCAAUGCAGCGCAGUUUGGGCUUAGGAUGGGAGCUGUUGACUG
Molecule: messenger RNA, 2751 nt
Organism: Corythoichthys intestinalis (scribbled pipefish)
Lineage: Eukaryota; Metazoa; Chordata; Actinopteri; Syngnathiformes; Syngnathidae
Exons: 2
Coding region: 355-2673 (772 amino acids)
Source: RefSeq, a predicted model, not a curated record